AUGAUAAUCCUGAUACGACACGCCCAAUCCGAAGGCAACAAGAACCGCGACAUACACCAGUUCGUACCAGACCACCGUGUCAAGCUCACACCGGAUGGCUGGCAACAGGCAGAAGAAGCCGGACGCCGCCUCCGCUCCAUGCUGAAACCCGACGACACCCUCCAGUUCUUCACCUCUCCCUACAGACGCACUCGCGAGACCACCGAAGGCAUACUGAAAUCCCUGUCGUCUGAUGAACCUACACCCUCACCAUUCCCACGACACAAGAUAAAAGUGUUCGAAGAGCCACGGCUGCGUGAGCAAGACUUUGGCAAUUUCCAGCCAUGUUCGGCGGAGAUGGAGCGGAUGUGGCAGGAGCGGGCAGACUAUGGCCAUUUCUUCUAUCGAAUACCGAACGGCGAGAGCGCCGCCGACGCAUACGACAGGAUCAGUGGCUUCAACGAGAGUAUGUGGAGGCUCUUUGGAGAGGAAGACUUUCCAAGCGUUUGCGUGCUGGUGACACAUGGGCUCAUGACGAGAGUAUUCUUGAUGAAGUGGUACCACUGGUCUGUCGAGUACUUCGAAGAUCUCCGCAACGUCAACCACUGCGAGUUCGUCAUCAUGAAGCAGAACCCCGGCAAUGGCAAAUAUGUUCUUCAAAACGAGCUACGGACGUGGUCAGACCUGAAGAAACGAGCCGCAGCUCUACAAACCAACACCAACGCAUCCUCCACCUCCAUUACGGUAAACACCGCGAACAAGGACAGCACAGGCCCUCCGCCGCCAUAUGCCUCACCAAGGAUUCCCACUCGCCGGUGGGGAGGCUGCGUCAACGGCUGCAACCAUGACCACUCUCACUACCCUCGCCGUCCGCGCCGGCAGAACACUACCGACAGCAUCAGUCUGCCCUCACCCGCCGUCCCCGAAGCGGAGAUGGCGGACCACCCUGUUGCCGCCCAAGAUAAGGAGAAUGUGAAGAUCGCCGUCACAAACGCAUCGCUUAAGGCUCCGGAUCGUGAGGCGAAACGGACCGGGUCGGUACCAAACACCGCUGAUGGCAUCAAGUCUGAGGAAAGUGAACGCAACGACGAUGCCGAUUCAAGCUCGCCAGAGCCGGACGACCAUCAACAUCCCCGGCCACAACAUCAGCCGCCACCCGGACUCCAUCCAGGAAGGGACUUUGGCGGUUCCAUGUCAGGCGCCGGUACACCAGGCGAAGACUUCUCGGGCGACUCGGACUACUUUCCCUCAAAAGAGCUAGCCGCUCGAGCGAAAGGCAAAGAGAAGCCGCUUCCAAGGAAGCGGCGGACGGGCGAGGAGAUGAUGGCUGAGAGCGGUAUGGGAGGCGGCGCUCGAGCGGAGAAGUUGGGAGAUGGAGCCUUCUCCGCUACUGAGGAGGAGGUUGAAGACAUGAAGGAGACGGAAGACGUAAAUCACGAGGUCGACGAGGCGAAGAUGAAGGACAGGAAAGGUAUGAGUGAGGUGUACUAA
This is a messenger RNA of Coniosporium apollinis CBS 100218, 1470 nucleotides long. RefSeq lists its product as uncharacterized. The transcript is spliced from 3 exons. The record is from RefSeq and is a predicted model, not a curated record. NCBI's taxonomy places the organism in Eukaryota, Fungi, Ascomycota, Dothideomycetes. Gene Ontology annotation, molecular function: phosphatase activity. The coding region runs from base 1 to 1470 and encodes 489 amino acids.